Messenger RNA from Papilio machaon (common yellow swallowtail), 1063 nucleotides. RefSeq lists its product as uncharacterized. Lineage: Eukaryota; Metazoa; Arthropoda; Insecta; Lepidoptera; Papilionidae. Bases 49 to 1053 code for a protein of 334 amino acids. The record is from RefSeq and is a predicted model, not a curated record. The transcript has 6 exons.
UUUCAGAAAUAUACAGUAAAUUCUCAAUUUUGAUAACUAGAUCUCAGUAUGGUGACGUUGUGUAGACGAUAUUCCCUAAUCUUUCUUUGUGCUGUGCUGACUUGGAAUUUGUGUGACAGCAGCGAGCUGACGAAGGAUGAAGUGGACAAAGUUAUAGAAGAUGACCUGACGCAGAAACUGAGCGAAGACUUGCUGCAGAGCAUCGAGAGGAAAUUCCAAGUGGACUUACAAAGAUCUGUUGACAUCGUGCUGAUGAAGAUCAGAUUGUUGCUGCAGAACGGCACCGCGCACAUUCAGGACAGCCUAGCGGAGUUGCAGAGUAUGCUCGACCUGAUGAGGCAGCAUGCGGGGGAACAGCAGGUAGAUACGUGCUUGAAAGAGAAGCAGAACGAGACAACAGCGCUGGCAGAGAAGGCACUGCACCAGAUGGUGGUAUGCGGGUACGCGCUGAUUGGGCAAGAUCCUAGCCAGGCGGUUAGUCGGGUUGUUGACCUCAAGAACAUGAUCCGGCAAGGCGUCAAGCCGAUUCACGCCAAAAAAUCAGAAAUUGACCAACUUCUUAAAGUAUGCGGCCAUGACCACGACUCUUUGAAAAAUGUCAUCAAGUGUGUUAUUUCUAAGUCUCCAAUUAUAAAAGUUUCCAUGAUGGAAAUAACAGGAAAGCUGAUUGAAGGUGUAGUAGAGCUGACUAAACUGAUGGCUCACGGCGCUAUGCAUGAAGCAUGCCUUAUAGAAGUUGUUAAAACUCUAGAAGAUGAAGCAUUCGAUGUUAUAACAAAAGUAAAAUUUUGUGCAUACGGUAACUCUACCUAUUUUGAUAACGUCAAAAAUUAUAUAGCUGAAAAUAAUGCAACAGUACUGGAUGUUGAAAAGAAAAUACCUGAAGAUUUGAUAGAAUACAAUAAUAUCAGCAAUACGUCAGAAAUGAAAGAGUUGCUCCGGAGAAUGGUGCAGGAAAGUAAAAAUAAAGAAAUUGAUGAAAAAUUGAAAGAAAAGUUUUUAAAGCUGCAAAAUAAAUUUGAUGAAACAAAUGAUAUUACUGCCAAAUUGUAAAUAAAGUACU